AUGCCAAGUAUUGAAGUUGAUCUAUGUUUGUUUGAUUUGGAUGGUACUAUUGUUAGUACCACAUAUGCCGCUGAAGCAGUAUGGAGGAAAUUCUGUUCUAAGUACAAUGUGGAUCCAGAAGAAUUAUUCAAGGUUUCUCAUGGUAGUCGAACCUCUGAAAUGAUGGCUAGAUUUUUCCCAAAUGUAGACAAUACUGAUAAUAAAGCUGUCAAGGAAUUGGAAAUCUCAAUUGCCCGUAACUACUUGGAUUUAGUCACUUUAAUCCCAGGUGCUAAGGAUCUUUUGCUUUCACUCGAUAUCAAUACCACUACAAAGGAAAAACUCCCAGAAAGAAAAUGGGCAAUUGUUACAUCUGGUUCAGCUGAUUUGGCAUUUUCUUGGUUCUCAACUAUUUUGAAAGAAGUUGGUAAACCAGAUGUCUUUAUUACUGCUUUUGACGUUAGCCGUGGUAAACCUGAUCCAGAAGGUUACAAUAAAGCUCAAACUGAUUUGACUAAAAUCUUGGGAAUGGACCCUAAAUCUGUUAGAUCUGUGGUAUUCGAAGAUGCACCAGUAGGUAUCAAAGCUGGUAACGCCAUGGGUGCCUUAACUAUUGGUAUUACAUCAUCGUAUGAUAAGAAAGUAUUAUUCGAUGCCGGCGCUGAUUUUGUUGUAUCAGAUUUAACUGAAGUUGUCGUGGCUAAAAAUACUAAAGAGGGUAUUACCAUUGAGAUUAAAAACCCAUUAUCCAAGGAUUAG
Messenger RNA from Vanderwaltozyma polyspora DSM 70294, 738 nucleotides. RefSeq names its product 2-deoxyglucose-6-phosphatase (gene DOG2). Lineage: Eukaryota; Fungi; Ascomycota; Saccharomycetes; Saccharomycetales; Saccharomycetaceae. The record is from RefSeq and is a predicted model, not a curated record. Gene Ontology annotation, molecular function: 2-deoxyglucose-6-phosphatase activity; beta-phosphoglucomutase activity. The transcript has a single exon. Bases 1 to 738 code for a protein of 245 amino acids.